UCAUAGACGGAUUUAUUUCUAAUAUCAGAUAUCACAUCGCAUAUCUAAUUACCGAAUUGGCAAAUAAUAACUAUAAGUCUGAUGUGUUUAUUUCUGAGUAUGCUGAUAAAAAUAGUUGCAAAAACAAAAAAAAAUUUUCCUGCUACACUUCUAUUCAACAAAAUGGAUAAUCAAGAUCUAGAAAAGAGUCCUAAAACUUCAACCGAAUUCACAAACGACCCUCCUCCAGCUCUUCCCCAAUCGCAUCUUCCUUUACUCAACUAUACCUUCAUUGAAAAUAUUUCCAGUUUACUCAUAAUCAUAUCCAGCAUUGUUUAUUUCAGCGGCAAUUACUCAAUAUUCAAAUUUAAAGUUAAUGUUAAUUCCAGCUACUCCCAGAACAUAAUCCUGAUAGUUCAAGAGGGGUUGAAAUUCAUAACCUACCUAUCCAAUGACUUAAACGUGUAUGUCGAUGAAACGAUAUCUGAUUCCAAUUUACAGCAAAUUGAUUCCUGUUAUGACAAUAAUCUCUAUCAAUUUAACAUUUGGGGAUUUUGUCGCUACGAUCAGUUUGGAGGAGUUGUCAACUGUUAUAAAGGACAAGGUUUGAAUAUGAUUGCUUGUUUCAUCCAGGAUUUCGGCAUGCAAUUGGGAAAUUUGACUAACCAACCUGAUCCGCAGGCGGUAUCUUCCCGGUUCGUUGAUGUGUACUAUAAAUCAAUUCAACAGUUGUGUGUUGAUACUCCAACAAAAUUACAAGAUUACCAACUGCAGAUAUGUAAGUUACAAGCGUACAAUAUUGGUGGAUUGUUUGUCCAACAAGUGGCAGUGUUCCAUUAUGGGUGUUUGGUGGUAUUGUUUAUUCUCGGAGUUGCCGAACAGGUAUUUGUGCUGAAGUACGGGUUUCAUAGACUCAGGUUAAAUACAAGAUUGGCAGCAAAAAUAGUCUGGCUAUUCUUGUGUUUUAUGUCGGCUCAUUUGAUCUAUAUUAUCAAUUCAACCAUGCAACUUCCCAUUGGAUACUUGUUGCAGAAUUAUCCCGUAGGGAUUUUAUAUUUUGAAGAUUGGAAGUUUGUGUUGUGGAACGUUAUAUUUCUUGUUAAUACUGUGAUUGGUAUAUAUGUUGGUGCCAAGAAAAGGAAGAUCGAAAGAGAUUAUUUAUAA
Spathaspora passalidarum NRRL Y-27907 is the source of this 1143-nucleotide messenger RNA. RefSeq lists its product as uncharacterized. Bases 82 to 1143 code for a protein of 353 amino acids. The transcript has a single exon. NCBI's taxonomy places the organism in Eukaryota, Fungi, Ascomycota, Pichiomycetes, Serinales, Debaryomycetaceae. The record is from RefSeq and is a predicted model, not a curated record.